Molecule: messenger RNA, 411 nt
Organism: Cuscuta campestris
Lineage: Eukaryota; Viridiplantae; Streptophyta; Magnoliopsida; Solanales; Convolvulaceae
Source: the annotation of a GenBank genome assembly
AGGAACAUAGUUCCAACUGAUGAGCCGGGCUCUCAGCUCUUGGUCUGGUGUUGGGCGAACAAUAUUACUACAACCGGACCAGGACACCUUUUCACCAUACUUGUAAUUGGCUGAGGCACGUCUUACAAGCAGACUACUUUGGUUAGGAACAGAGUUCCAAUUAAAUCAUAAAGAUCCAACUCCUGGCUGAAUGAGUGAGUAAAAUCAUUCGACUUGUCAUUGAUGACCUCAACUUACUACCUCUGAGUCGUCCAUCCAUUUGACCGAGACUCAGUUAAGUCUAACCCAACGUGCGACAGCGACCACGCUAUGGCGGUUCCCGUAACCAGCUUAACAUACACCGUACUAUGCUCUGCUGAGGCUGAGUACAUGACAGUGCACAUUAGCCGGAUAGGUGCCGGGCGUCAGAAG